Molecule: messenger RNA, 7809 nt
Organism: Hemicordylus capensis (graceful crag lizard)
Lineage: Eukaryota; Metazoa; Chordata; Lepidosauria; Squamata; Cordylidae
Gene: KLHL4
Product: kelch like family member 4
Exons: 11
Coding region: 331-2496 (721 amino acids)
Molecular function (GO): protein binding
Source: RefSeq, a predicted model, not a curated record
GAGCAGUUCCGCCACCGUGUAAUAGCAGAUGCUUGCCUGCGCUAAGCUGAUUUACUUGUUUAAGAUCUGACCUCAUCAGUCUGUCAGAAUGGAUUCCCACCUCUACAGUUAGGGAGAGCUUAGCAGAAGUGUCCGUGAUCUACGGGAAAGAGAGAGAAAUAGAAAGCAAAGGAGGAGAAGGGCACACAUGCCUUUUCUGGAUUAAGACACAGGAGAUAAACAGACUCCAUUUCCUUUUCAGAACAGGAAUCUCUCUCUCUCUCUCUCUCUCUCUCUCUCUCUCUCUCUCUCUCUCUCUCUCUCUCUCUGUUUUUCUUCCAACCUGCAAAGAUGUCAGUGUCUGGAAAGAAGGAAUUUGAUGUGAAACAGAUCUUGAGGCUCCGCUGGAGAUGGUUCAGUCACCCUUCACAGACUUCCACUGGCACCGGAGGUUGUCUACAGCAGGAAGGAUAUGAGCAUAGAGGGACGCCAGUUCAGAACAGGCUCAAGAACCACUCGCGGGACAGAAAUGGGCUGAAGAAAACCAACAGUCCCAUCCGCCACAACAUCUUGGCGCCGGUGCCCGGCCCGACCCCGGUGCCCCACCGACCGAUUCAAACCUGGCAGGAGCAAAACCUCAUCGAACACCUGCAGGCAACGGACCAGCUGUCAAAAGCGGCCACGGGGGAGAACUGUGGCACACAAGACCCCAACAGAAACACACCGGACCUGCAGAUGAUCACAGAAGAGCACGACGACGAGACCGCGGAGAGGCUAUCCAUAAGCAGCUGCUCCUCUCCUCUGGGAGUGAACAACAAUAGAUCAGAUGAGUAUUUCCAUUCCACAAAUCAUGCAGAGCAGACAUUCCGUAAGAUGGAGAAUUAUCUCCAGCAGAAGCAACUCUGCGAUGUUCUCCUCAUCGUGGGAGACCACAAGAUCCCUGCUCACAGGUUGGUUCUAAGUGCUGUCUCUGACUACUUUGCCGCAAUGUUUACCAAUGACGUCCGUGAAGCCAAGCAAGAGGAGAUCAAAAUGGAAGGCGUAGAUCCAGACGCACUGAAAGCCCUUGUGCACUAUGCCUACACAGGUAUCUUGGAACUGAAGGAGGAUACGAUCGAGAGCUUGCUGGCUGCAGCUUGCCUUCUCCAGCUCUCGCAAGUCAUUGACGUUUGCUGCAACUUUCUCAUGAAGCAACUUCACCCUUCAAACUGCUUAGGGAUUCGGUCCUUUGGGGAUGCUCAGGGCUGCACGGAGCUCUUGCGAGUGGCGCACAUGUACACCAUGGAACACUUCACUGAUGUAAUAAAGAACCAGGAAUUCCUUCUGCUGCCUGCUGGCGAAAUCGCUAAACUGCUGUCCAGCGAUGACAUCAAUGUUCCCGAUGAAGAAUCCAUCUUCAAGGCUUUAAUGAUGUGGGUCAGACAUGACAUGCAGAACAGGCAGCAGGAGCUGGGGAUGCUUCUCUCCUACAUCAGACUGCCUCUCCUCUCCCCACAGUUACUAGCAGAUCUGGAAAACAGUCCCAUGUUUACCGAUGACCUUGAGUGCCAGAAACUUCUCAUGGAAGCGAUGAAGUAUCACCUGCUACCGGAGAGGAGGUCUAUGAUGCAGAGUCCGCGCACCAAGCCGAGGAAGUCCACCGUUGGCUCUCUCUAUGCCGUGGGGGGCAUGGAUGCCACCAAAGGCACCACCACAAUUGAGAAAUAUGACUUGAGGACAAACAGCUGGAUACAAAUCGGAACCAUGAGUGGGAGGCGGCUGCAGUUCGGAGUCGCCGUGAUCGACAACAAGCUCUACAUUGUGGGAGGGAGAGAUGGCCUGAAAACGUCCAACACAGUUGAAUGUUUCAACCCCGCCAGCAAAGCCUGGACUGUGAUGCCUCCAAUGUCAACCCACAGGCAUGGCUUAGGUGUAGCCAUGCUCGAAGGACCCAUGUACGCCGUAGGUGGCCAUGACGGGUGGAGCUACCUCAACACGGUUGAAAGAUGGGACCCCCAGGCACGGCAGUGGAAUUACGUAGCCAGCAUGGCCACCCCUAGGAGCACUGUGGGGGUUGCAGCCCUGAACAGCAAGCUGUAUGCUGUGGGUGGCCGCGAUGGCAGCUCCUGCUUGAAAUCCAUGGAGUGUUUUGACCCCCACACCAACAAAUGGAGCAUGUGUGCUGCCAUGUCCAAGCGGAGAGGGGGUGUUGGAGUCGCAACCUACAAUGGGUUUCUGUAUGCCGUGGGAGGCCACGACGCCCCUGCUUCCAACCACUGUUCGCGACUCUCUGAUUGCGUAGAAAGGUAUGAUCCCAAAACAGACACCUGGACUACCGUAGCCCCUUUGAGCGUUCCUCGUGACGCUGUUGGAGUCUGUCCUCUUGGGGACAGGCUAUAUGCAGUAGGUGGCUAUGACGGACACACCUACUUGGACACAGUGGAAUCCUAUGAUGCACAGAACAAUGAAUGGACAGAGGAAGUUCCAGUCAACAUAGGACGGGCCGGGGCCUGUAUUGUAGUUGUAAAACUACCGUGACGGACGUGACCGGGUGUGAAAUAAUACAUGAGCACAAUUUCACAAAGCAGCACGGCAGAAAGAGGAAGCGCGUCCUUGGACACUUUCAUUACAGAAGGGGAAAUGAGCAGACGUGUCAGUGUGCAGACUGAGCAUACAAAUAGCAUUUAUCUGCAUUCCAAAGACAUACUGGGCAGAUGCUUCAUCAUCAUGGUGGCGUUAACCUCUGCUCAUGAGGAGAAGGUGGGGAUACACUGUGCUCCAAAGACGUCUCAACACUCUAAACCAAGGGUAACCCCAAUUCGGCUGUGGAAAACUGACUGUGCAGCCCCCAAUGAAUUGUGUGCAUUUGCACAUCAUUGCUUUGCUCGCCUAAUUGAUUCUCCAACUGCUAGAGAUGGGGAAAUGGAGCCAGGAGUCAUCUCUAUCCCUUGCCUAAGGAAGCCCCACUCAUUCCCCAUCCCACAUGCUCCUUUGACUUCUGAGCUCGUGGGUUUCCAGCAGUAGGCACAAGGUAGCUUCCUACCUCCUCACCCCCCACUAGAUCACAUAAUGAGAUCUGUAGUGAUAAUUUCAGCAGUGAGGAACUGUUAAGGGCCAUGAGCACAAUGAAAACCCUCUAGACAGGGCUCCUUGACUUCAGUCCUCCAGCAGAUGUCAGCCUACAACGGGCUAUUGGCCACUGGGGCUGGGGAUUAUGGGAGUUGUAGUCCAAAAACAGAUGGAGGGCUUAAGUUGAGCAGGCCUGCUCUACAAAAUGCGGGUUUAAAAUAUGGCAUGUGCGGCUGCGAUUGAAAAGAUAAACUGGUUAGCAGGAGAAUUCCAGUGCCAUGCUGAGACUGAUCUUGCUAAAUAGCGAAUGACUGCAACACAUAACUUUGAUGGUAGAGGCUUUCUGCCUUUAGCCCAGGGCACAUGCUUAACUCAAACCUGGAGGGAUGAGUUCAAGUUUGUUUUAAACUGAACUCAUCCCAAAGUCGGUUGUGGCAUCCCUGGUGCAAGUCCACCUUAGGGGAGCCACUCAGAGAGGUUCAAUGAGCCACCUCACCAGGAACAGGGAUUGAAAGGGAAUCAGAAGCAGCGUUAUGUCCUUUCUUCAGGGAGACACUCAUGAUGUGAGAGAGCACUCAAGAGCUCUUCACACAUUAUAAUGAACACACCUACAAGAGAGAGCAGGACCGUGUAGUCCCACCCCAUACAUGUUGGGCAUAACUUGUGUGCACCCAGUUGAAGACAAUGCUUGUUCAAGGGUAUUCAGCACCUGUGUGUUCUUAACACCUUUGAAAUCUGGGUACAUAAAAACAGCCCUGCUGGAUCAGGCCCAAGGCCCACCUAGUCCAGCAUCCUGUUUCCCUCAGUGGCCCACUAGAUGCCUCUGAAAAGCCCACAGGCAAGAGGUGACAGUAUGCCCUCUCUCCUGCUGUUGCUCCUCUGCAACUGAUAUUUAGUAGGGAUGUGCACGGAUCCGGCAGGGGGCGGCUUGAGGGUGAAGGGGGGAUACCUUUAAGGGGAAGGAAGGGUGCUCUUACCCUUCCCGCCAUGUUUUCCCCACUGGGAAAAGGGUCCGGUGGGGCAGUAGUGUACCUCCCUGCUGCCCCAUUGCCUUGUUGGACUGGAAGUGACCAGAAGCAUCUGAGGUGCACACACGCGCCAGGUACUUCCAGCCACUUCCGGUCCGACGAGACAACGGAGCAGCAGGGAGGUACGCUGCCGCCCCGCCAAACUCUUUUAAAGUGCAGCACAGGUGGGAGAAAUGUGGUGGGAGGGGUAAGAACCUCUCCCGCCCUUAAAGGUAUCCCCUGCCUUUGAACCAGCUGAACCGCCAUUUUUUUGAACCUGUUCAGAGGCCCAUAAAAGGGCCUCCAAAGAGGGUUGUUCACAUCCCUAGUAUUUAGAGGCAUUGUGCCUCUGAGGCUGGAGGUGGCCUCUGGUCUUCAGACUAGUAGCCAUUGACAGACCUGAAGUUAUCUAAGCCCUUCUUAAAGCCGCCCAGGUUAGUGGCUGUCACCACAUCUUGGUGGCAGAGAAUUCAAUAGGUUAAUCAUGUGUUGUGUGAAAAAAAGCACUUCCUUUUGCCAUGCCUAAAUUUUUUAAGGUGCAAUCCCACUUCCUCUUCUACGUGUGGCUUGUAAUGUGUGAAAAUUCUUUGAGACUGCUUUCCAAGGUUGACUUGGGUUUGUGAUCCUUCAGAACCAAUGGUCUCUGCCUUCAAAGUGAAAAGCUCAUUUCGUUUACAGAGAUUUCUGAUGAAAUGUUAGAUGAGUUUGGUGCUUUGACAAAACUGCAGUGCUGCUAUUUUCAUAUUCAUUGCAAUGUGUCCAGCAACUCUCAAAAUGGUCUUUGCUCACAAAUCCAUCGGUCAGAACACUUUAAACCAAUUUGGUCUUCCCUAAGAGAAUCACUGCUUGUUAAGACCUGUCGUGGUAACGUAAUCACAUUUGGGGAAUCAGGAAAAUACGUAUAUCAUAUUGAUAUGACCUCACCUGCAGAGUGCAGACCUCAUGAUGCAUUCCGAUAACUGGAGACCAGAACAGAUGUGUUGCGCAAAAUUAUAUUCCAUUAAAAUAAGCAUGUUUAUAUUCUAAAUGGAAAGAUGUAGAAUACCAAGGAGGGUGAUUCAGUGACCACUUUGCUUUGGAAAGGAAAGGAAGGAGAGAAAAAAUCCCUGGCCAGUUUCUCAUGCACUGCCUUGGGAUCCCAGGAUGGGGCUUUAGCUCAGUGGUGGAGCAUCUGGUUUAUCAUGCAGAAGGUCCCAGGUUCAAUCCCUGGCAGCAUCUCCAGGGAGGGCUGGGAAAGAGCCCUGCCUGAAACCUUGGAGAGCUGCUGCCAGUCAGUGAAGACAGUACUGAACUAGAUGGACCAGGAGUCUGACUCAGUAUAAACCAGCGUCCUAUCCUAUGCUCCUAUGAUGAAGGUCAGCAUAAAAAUGUGUCAGUCCCAAGGGCACCCUGGGAGCUUCUGAACACUUGGGCUGCUCCAUUCAGUUCAAUGCACAAAACAGAUCUGCAGGUUCUUAAGGAGAAGGGCCAGAAUUCAAGAGACUAGCAUAUCUUUUGUAGGUAGAAGGCCCUUCAACUCUUGGCACCUCCAGUCAAAGGAAUCCCAGGUUAGCAGGGGUAGGAUCCCCACCUCAGGGCCAAAUUAGACAACUUCUUAUUCGGAAAAACUGCUUUUAUUUGUAAAAGCAAAGAAGGAAGGCUCUUUUCUCUGUGGCACCAAUUUCCUCUUUGGGCCCUUGCCCAGGGAGAAGAGUACAACUUGCUCCUACUACACAUCCUCUCCAAGUAAAUUAUUUUUUUUAAAGGUUCCAACUUUUUAGAUUCCAACUUUCCCCAUGAACCAUUAUUCUCAUGCAUUUGUUGCAUCUUCAGAUCUGCAAAACUCCUCUAAGAGAGGAAUCCAAACUCGCUACGAGACAGCUUCCCAUGUUCUUGGCUCACUUGGUCAGCAAUUAAUCUUCCUGGAAGGUCAUUAUGAGAAACAAUUAAGGAGUAACAGGUAUGGACCCACAACAAAAAGUUGCAGUAUGUCCCUGGUGUGCAUGUGUCACAUAGGAACCUAGGAAGCCGUCAUAUACGGAGUCAGACCACUGGUCCAUCUAGCUCAGUAUUGUCUACACAGACUGGCAGUGGCUUCUCCAAGGUUGCAGGCAGGAGUCUCUCUCAGCCCUCUCUUGGAGAUGCCAAAGAGUGAAAAAUUUCCCAUUCUUUUUGUUCAAGCCCUCCUUCCUCCCCACUUGCUACUGAGUUCCAAUAGCUCCGCCCACCUGCUUGUCUGUUCACUGCCCUGUGAGUCCACAAACAUUCCACUCAACUGAAUUUAUGGGGCAGCUUGGGGUUGCUCUUGGCUGCUUAGUCCCCACCCCUCACCCCCCGCCCCACUUUCAGAUUUCUGCAAAACUGACCUGCAGCUCACCCCGAGUCUCCCAGUAUUGCCUCUCACCUGUAGGUGCUCCAGUCAAGGAGCAGAACAUUCCCAGCUCUUUCAGCUGUGGUUGGCCAGUACGUCUUGUCUCCAUAUGUGCCAGUGUUCUCUCAUCCCUUUUGCCUCUAUGCUGCCCCCGGGGGAUGACCCAACACUUCUUAGGCAACCAGAUUCAACUCCGAGCCCUGCAGCUGCAGAACAGCUCUGCCUGUGGUCACUGACUGGCCUCCUUACCAUGAAUAUUAACUCCUUUCAAUUUCUUUUUUUCUAUUGAAUUCCCCCCCCCCUUUUGCCUGCUGAUCUAUGAAGUGAAUGCGGGAUGGGGCGUGGGGGUGGGGGUUGAAGGAAGGGGGUGCUAUUACUUUCUGGCGAUUUCACAAACUGCUAUCAUAUCACACACAAGGAAACGUUUCAUUGUAUAUAGGAAGCUCGGUCCUCUUACAAAUAUUUGGCCAGUGUGUUUUAAACGCUCCAGUUUGCAAGACUGGUUUAUUUGGGUUUUUAUUUUAUUUUAAAGAAGCCAUUAUUCGGUGGCUAGGUUUAAAAAACUGCCCAAAGGGAAGGGGAUUGGCAACUCUGCCCACAUACUCUUUUAAAACAAUCUUUAUACUAUUAUACAAUUUGCAAGAAAUACACACCGUAUUUACCCAAAUUCAAGACUAGGGUUUUUCGAAUCGGAACAACUGCAAAGAUCUAUAACCACUUCAGUUCUAAUAAACAUUAGAACUGGCCAGCAGUUUGGUUUGUGCCUUGUGUGGAGGCCCCAACUGGGCCUCUGCUGCCCCCCCCGAUGGGGGAAGCACCAGCGGGGCCUCGGGAAGCCGCCGCCGAGGAGCUGCAGCACCGCCAAGGCAUGUAAGGUGGCCUCCCACCCGCCCCGCCCAUCCUUCAAUGGGUUCGGUAAUGCUUGUAAAGGGGGAUCCCUACUAGAUUCCCCUUUGCAAGCACUAGAACCGGUCGAACCAGGCUGAACUGGUUUGAUCUGAACCGGGCCUGGUUGGGCUUGAACUUGAACCGGCCCCCCUGUUUUUGGAGUUCCAGUCUGGUUUGAGCUUGAACUGGUUAAACCGGGCUGGUUCGAACUGAACCCAGUUCAAUUCAAACUGGUUUGCACACCCCUAGUCCUGUUCCUUUGGGGCAAACACAGGUAUAACCUGUAUUUAACCUUUAUUUUUUAAGGGGGGUCGUCUUAAAUUUAGAGUCAUCUUCUAUUCAGGUGAAAACAGUUAAUGAAAAAAAAAGGGCAGACCAUAGAAAUAUUUAGCUAACAGACAAGGGUGGGGUGGGGUGCACAGGUAUGUAAUGUAUGUGUGUUUUUUUUUUUUUAAAAAUGCUGAUAAAUUAACACAAUGGAAAACUUAUAUUUAUAGUUCAGCAUGCUGUUUAAAUAAAGUCUACUUUCUCUGACAA